Messenger RNA from Polyodon spathula (Mississippi paddlefish), 6102 nucleotides. It is a transcript of the gene boc, whose product is annotated as BOC cell adhesion associated, oncogene regulated. Gene Ontology annotation, biological process: axon guidance; nervous system development; cell-cell adhesion. Lineage: Eukaryota; Metazoa; Chordata; Actinopteri; Acipenseriformes; Polyodontidae. Gene Ontology annotation, molecular function: protein binding. Gene Ontology annotation, cellular component: plasma membrane; axon. The record is from RefSeq and is a predicted model, not a curated record. The coding region runs from base 75 to 3281 and encodes 1068 amino acids. The transcript has 18 exons.
UGUGUUUGUUUUAUUGCAGGGCUGCUCCUUUGUAUUCAGUGUAUGGAACAGCUUUGCUACCUGUGAAGUGCUGGAUGAUGAAGGACUCGUUCCUAUUGGAUGGGAUGGGGUUGUGGAAGAACUUAUUUCCUGUUGCUUGGCUUCUUGUAACGGCCCUGGGGUUUCUGGUGUCUGCUGCUGAUGAGCUGCCCACAUUCACAGUGCAACCCAUGUCUGCAGUCCAAAAGCUGGGUGGUCCGGUCACAUUGAGGUGCCGAGUUGAGCCCCCUACUGCCAACGUGAGCUGGAGGCUGAAUGGACACGAGCUGAGAGACUCCACCGCCAGCCUAGAGGUGCUGAUCCAGCCCGAGGCUCUCAUCAUCCCGGCCCUGAGCAACCUGACCAUUGGCCGCUACCAGUGCAUCGCUAGGACUGCGAUAGGAGCCAGCACAAGUGUUUCUGCCACAGUCACUGCUGCCAAGCUGCGGGAUUUCGAGGCGGACGACCAGCAUGAGAUCGAGGUGGACGAGGGGAACACUGCCGUCAUCGAGUGUCACCUUCCUGAGAGCCACCCUAAGGCGCAGGUCCGCUACAGUGUCAAACAGGAGUGGCUGGAGACUUCCAAAGGGAACUACCUAAUCAUGCCAUCCGGAAACCUCCAGAUUGUCAAUGCCACUCAGGAGGACGAGGGAACCUACAAGUGUGCGGCCUACAACCCUGUGACCCAGGAAGUGAAAACAUCCUCCUCAUCAGACAGGCUGCGCAUCAGACGCUCCACAUCGGAGGCCGCUCGCAUUAUCUACCCCCCGGGAGCUCAGAGCAUCAUUGUGACGAAGGGGCACAGCCUGGUGCUGGAGUGUGUGGCGAGUGGCAUCCCCCCUCCGCAGGUGACCUGGUCUAAAGAUGGGGCAGGUCUCCACCAGCAGAACAAGACCCGCUUUCUUCUGAGCAACUUGCUGAUCGAUGCCACCAGCGAGGCAGACUCAGGCACCUACAGCUGCCAGGCUGACAAUGGCGUCGGGGAGAUCGGAGCUGCCUAUAUAUUCUACAGCGUGCAAGUGCUCGAGCCCCCGGAGGUGAGCCUGGAGCUGCAGCAGCAGUUUGUUCCCUGGGGUCAGAAUGCUCGCUUCACCUGUAGUAUCCGAGGGAACCCGCUACCCUCGGUGGUCUGGCUUCGCAACGCAGUGCCCCUCUCCCAGUCGCAGCGCCACCGCCUGACUAAACGUGUUCUACGUGUCCUGAAUGUGGGGCCGCAGGACGACGGCAUCUACCAGUGCAUGGCUGAGAACGAGGUGGGGAGCUCGCAGGGUGCUGCCCGUCUCAUCACAGUCCCAGCCGAAAAACUCCCGACUCAAAUCAUAAGGCCUGUCAAUCCAGACAAAAUCCUGAGGGACAAGGCCUCGCAGAAGCCUGGUCCAACACUGCCAGUCAUUCCUAUAACAUGCCCUGUAGACGGGGGGAAAGUGUCGCCCGCUGAAGCUCCCAUCAUCCUCAGCUUACCCAGGACUGCAAAAUCAGACUCAUACGAGUUGCUAUGGAAACCAAGGGACGGGGGGUCACCUGUACUGGAGUAUAUUGUCAAGCAUAGAAAGGCCACAGACUCCGCUGAUGACUGGACUGUAACCAGUAUCCCAGGUAACCUGCACAGACUGACACUGGUCAAGCUGGACCCAUCCAGCCUGUACGAGGUGGAGAUGGCAACGAAAAACUGCGCAGGGCUCGGACAGGCAGCCAUGAUGACCUUCAGAACAGGUCGCAGCAGUGGACCAGAGAAGAUCCUCAAUGAUGAUCCGUGCUCCAGCGGCCAGAACCCCAGCCCAUCAGAUAACGCUUGUCUAUCUCCUCCCGAGGCCCCUGACCGCCCCACCAUCUCCAUGGCCAACGAGACAUCGGUCUAUGUGACGUGGAUCCCGCGUGGUAACCGUGGCUUCCCAAUUCAGUCCUUCUGUGUCGAGUACAAGAAGCUGAAGGGUGGAGACUGGACACGGGCCACCAGCAACAUCCCUCCCUCCCGGCUCUCCGUCCAGAUCUCUCAACUUGAGAAAGGCGACUCCUAUAAGUUCCGUGUGCGCGCAGUGAAUAUCCUUGGGGAGAGCCGGCCCAGCACUCCCUCCAAGCCCUACGUCGUUUCCAGCAGCCACCGCGUCCCAGUUGCUGGACCUAUCGCUGGACCCCACAUCACCUACACCGAGGCUAUCAAUGAGACAACCAUCAUGCUCAAGUGGAUGUAUACGUCUUCCUUUAACAACAACACUCCAAUCCACGGCUUUUAUAUCUACUACCGGCCGACAGACAGCGACAAUGACGGCGAUUACAAGAAAGACGUGGUCGAGGGUGAUCGACACUGGCACUCCAUCGUCCACCUAAUGCCAGAGACCUCCUAUGACAUCAAGAUGAAGUGUUUCAACGAGGGCGGGGAAAGCAAGUACAGCAACGUCAUGAUCUGCGAGACCAAAGCUCGCCGGUACCCACGCACCACAGCCCGCCCGGUGUCUCCUCAUCCCAAUGCAGGCCAUCGAGAGGUGGCAGUGCGCUCCAGUGAUCUGCCCUACCUCAUUGUCGGCGUGGUGUUGGGUGCCAUCGUCUUCAUCAUCGUGGCUUUCAUCCCAUUCUGUUUGUGGAGGGCCUGGGCCAAACAGAAGCAAACGUCAGACCUGGGAUUCCUGGCUGCCAGCCCGCCAGUUUCCUCGUGCCAGUACACCAUGGUGCCUCUCCGGGGAGUGGCUGUGCCCAAUGGGCACUGUGCAGCUGACAGAGCCACUGUCGCGCUCAACGGGGCUCAUCACCCACUGUCCAGGAACGACUGCACUACCUCUGGAAAACACCUGAACUAUAGCCUUGCUGGGCUGCACCAGGGUGAACUGGAAUGCAACAGCUUGCUGCAGGAGAACAUGAUGUGCAAUGGUAGACCUGCAGGGUACCGAUAUUCUGAGCGGUUGCCCGAGCACGACCAUGAAGAAAACUCGUUUCUCCCAGACGACUCCACCCACCAGCUUCUCAACUCUGGUGAUCACCGGGACCAGGCCAGCAGAGUGUGCCAUGUGACAGGGAAUGAGGCCCCAUGUUGCAGAAUAGAGGGUGCACGGGAGAUCCACAUGAAUGGUGGCCCUCCAUGCGUUGCUGUUUUAACUCCGGUUGAAGUUGAGAGCCCUGAAACACUCCAGUCUCCGAGCAACUGCUCCACACAGCAGCCCCAAGAUACACCAGGGCCGGAAGUAACCCAGGAAGAAGUGAUAUUGCCACACAACACCAGCAAGGAGCAGAGCGGGCAGCUACAGAACCACGACCACAACAAGGAGUAACAUACUGCCAGAGAGACUGGGGAGGGCAGGAGUAUUUAUUUUUGUAUAACAAACAUAUUUAUAUAUUUAUACAUUUGUAAAUAAAUUGGUAUGCGUUUUGUUAUACUGUUUAUAUUUGUGUGUGUGUGUGUGUGUGUGUGUGUGUGUGUGUGUAUGUGUGUAUAUAUAUCUCAGAAAUGUUUAAACGAACCCUGUUCUGUACAAGAACUGAUCUAAUAUACGUCUCGCUUUAUGAAAAGAUGUCUUCGGAGGAAUGUAGUACCAUUGUUUUCUUGGUAGUUAUUCACUAGUUCAUAUUUAAGUUUUAAAGAAAUAAUAUAUCUACAUUAAAUUUGGCUACGACUCCUCCGUAAUUACCCUUUGAGAAAAACUGGCACCUCCCGUUUUCUUUUCUGCAUUCAAAAUAAUGUCAAAAGGUGAUAAAUCUUUUUAAGUGACGUCAGAAGCUUGGCUUGUCUGUUAAAAAAAGGAGUUCUUUUUGUUUAUUUUUUUAAACAUUAGAAGUUCCAAAAUUUCACGCUUCAGUUCUGAAUUACAAAAAACAUAAAUAACGCUCCGUAAAACGUGAUACAUUACUGUAGUUUAUAAAACGACUGAAAAAAUGUUUUGAUCAGACUGAACUUGUCAGAAGUCUGGCUUCUCUUUUCAACGUGUAAACAGUUUACUUUAAUUGCGUGUUUACUUCACCACACUGAUUUUGGUAGUGUACUAAACAGUAAAACCAUUCAAUAUUAACCUUUCUGAUCGUACUGUUUCCGAGGUUACUUUAGUUUGAAAAAUCGCCAUUGGUACAUUUCCAUAGGCUUUGACUUGAAUAUCAAAGCUAUAAAAAGCAGGCACUUAACAAAAAGAAAAGGAGGCCACUGACAUGGCCGGUAUCUUCUUUUAACUUGAGAUUUUUUUGAACAGAACUCAAGAAACAUUGAUGCUACAAUCCUCGAACAACACAUUGUCCACUGCAAUGCUUAGAGUAAUUUCUGUUUUAAGAAAUGACAUUGACUCCCGGACCAUGUACACAACUGAAGGGGGAUUGGCCUCUGUUUUCUGUGUUGUGGUGAUGUAUCGUCCAUCAACCCAAAUUUCUUUACAUAUAUAACGGUUGCCUUUUAUGUAAGCCAACCGUGUGUCCCCCCUUGUCUAUAAUUGACUAUAAUUGCUGACCCAUAUUUGGAUCGGUCUGAGUCCAUAACAAGCAUUUUGGCAGCAAAUUAAAGUGUGAGAUACAUGCCUCAAACCUCUAUGCUAACUUGCUGGACUGUUUGAACUAUGACCAGUCCAGUAAAGACAUUUGGUUGGCAAGCUAUAAAUAAAACCUGAAGGUUACAUUUAUAAAGUGUUACAGUAAGUGUGUAAACUGCAAUGUACUUAUUACUGAAAUUCUUUAUGAAUGUUGCUGUAUUCGCAUGAUUCCUAUGUACAGGGCUGGCGUGUAGUUGGUGUAUAUCCACAUGUGCAUGUGCUAGACAGCGCAGAGUUGAUACUGGCACAGAACCACACACAGGGAACACUGUGGGGCCGGAUUCUGUUUGAUUUCUUAUUUGUGUUUACAUUUUUAUUUUAUAAUUACUUAACCAUGUAAUAUGCGCAUAUGGGCGUUUUUUAUGUUGCCUUGUUGUGUUUCCUGUGGUGGUUCUGUGCCAGCCCAGUACCAAUAAAAAACAAGAAGUGUCCGCUAAGUAAAGCCCCAGCAUGUUUGGAUAUACCUCAAGCUACUUCAUACCAGCCCUGUAAGACAAUGUGUGAUCAACCUGGAGCCUAGACAGAGUUUUCCUUCAGACCUUAUUACAUUGCUAAUUACUGUCAAGUCAUGUUUCAUGCUUUGGGAUGAACACUGACCUUCCUGGAGCUUACCUACAUAUAUAUUAGUAAUCAGUGUGUGCAUCUCAAUUAUCAGACAUUCCUAAUGUCUGUGUAUUCACUGUAUAUUUGUGGUUUUGCAUGGUCAGGGUUUUUUUUUUUUAUAUAGAAAAUAAUAUAAAACUAUAUUCUUAAUUGCUGUCAUUAUUGAUAUUCUUGUCUGCUAUUUUGUUAAAUUGUCAAACUACUUUUUAAAACUCUUAAGGUUGCUAGUUCUGAAAAAUGUUGAAUAGAAAUCGAUCCUUUUUAUGUUGUAAAAUCCUACCAUUGCGAUAACACUGACCCUUCAUGGUGUAUCGUGUGUGUGUGGACUGCUAGAAUGUUAAUAUUUUGGCCAGUUUAUUUCAAAGCUAGAACCCAUGCUGUGGUUACUCGGCUCCCAAAAAAUGCUGAAUUCUUGGGACAUGGAAUUGUUGCUUCGCUGUAUCGCGUGUGCAGAAAUGAAGGAUGUAGUCUGUAUUCUGUAUACCACUCCUGGUAAUGUGUAGCCUCCUGUACUGAUCAGUUAUAUUUUGUUCUGUCACGUAUUAUGCCUGUAUGCACUUAUGUACAAUAGCAAAUGCAUUUGCAAAUACUUCGUUAAAGCAAGUAAUGCAUGUAAAUAAAGCCGUACAAAUUAAACAGGUUUUGUGUUUUGUUUGUACUUUUGCAAGUGAUGUAUUUUAUUGAAUAAAUGCCUUGCCAGCAGGAUCAGCCUGUUGGCUCACUCGUGGGAUUUUUUUGACAUGUAUUAUGAAAAAUUAAGUAUGUGUUUCAAGCCCAUUACAGAUGUUCUAUCAGUAAAAUGUAGUGUUUUUUUUAUUGAAAAAUAUGUUUUUCUCUUUAGAACACCCCAUUAAAAGCUGUUAUAGCUGGGGUUUCCCUGUUGCACAAUUCUGUUCACUAUGUUGGUUUCACAUGGAAGAAAACAAAAUAUCUGGUACCCAACUAAGAUUUGUUUAUUUUAAACUACAUACACAAAAAU